AUGAUCUUGGUGAAGGCCAGCUACCCAGGCAUUUUCAAAUUCGCUGGUCACACAAGAGGUGUGCUGAUCAACGAUAAUUAUGUUGCCAAGCAGAAUGUGAAGUGGCCGACGGAAUCCGUAUUCUGGUGGCAAGAUGGAUCAACUCUGUCAUCCGACGUACGCGAACCAAGCUCUACUCAAGGUAGGCCGGAUGGCAGACAACGGACCCAUGCCGGUCACCUUACCGACAGAGACGACAAUGAGAAAAAUGCGCGGCGGUUGGGGACGGUGCCGGUACGCCCGUGGCGCUUUCCGCCGUUUCCGGUACACGUAUGCUGA
Messenger RNA from Pyricularia oryzae 70-15, 318 nucleotides. RefSeq lists its product as uncharacterized. The transcript has a single exon. The record is from RefSeq and is a predicted model, not a curated record. The coding region runs from base 1 to 318 and encodes 105 amino acids. NCBI's taxonomy places the organism in Eukaryota, Fungi, Ascomycota, Sordariomycetes, Magnaporthales, Pyriculariaceae.